This is a messenger RNA of Micropterus salmoides (largemouth bass), 1669 nucleotides long. RefSeq names its product zinc finger protein 45-like. Lineage: Eukaryota; Metazoa; Chordata; Actinopteri; Centrarchiformes; Centrarchidae. The coding region runs from base 65 to 1465 and encodes 466 amino acids. The record is from RefSeq and is a predicted model, not a curated record. The transcript is spliced from 2 exons. Gene Ontology annotation, biological process: regulation of immune system process; regulation of cytokine production; negative regulation of transcription by RNA polymerase II.
UGAUUCUGAUUGUUUUGACUGACUAAGUAGCUGCUGAGGACAUUUUCUCUACAUCGUGAUCUGCAUGUCAAAACUCCAAAUGCUGAAAUCGUUGGUGAAACAGCGACUCGACGCGGCCGCUGAGGAGAUAUUUGGGCUGUUUGAAAGAACAAUAGCAGAAUAUGAGGAGGAAAUAUCUCGUUUAAGAGAAAGUGAGCGACAACAUAAACUGCUGGAUGCUGUUUUCAGCCCAACAUGUCGGGUACACAGAUCAGUGUUUCCUGCAGAUGUCCAGCAGCUGUUGGUGAUUAAAGAAGAGGUUCCCCCCGAGUGGAGCCCCAGCCUGGACCAGGAGGACACAGAGCCCCUACACAUAAAAGAGGAACAGGAGGAACUCCGGACCAGUCAGGAGAGAGAGCAGCUUCAUGGGCUGGAGGAGGAUGAGGUCACCAGGUUCCCAUUUACUGCUGUUCCUGUGAAGAGUGAAGAUGAUGAGCGGAACCCUCAGUCUCCACAGCUUCAUCGAACUCUAACUGAAGACUACAGAGAGGCAGAGCCUUCAAACAGCAGCUCAGCUACACAGACAGAAACCGAUGGAGGAUCAGAACCUGCCAGGAACCUUGAUCCAGAUAGUCAUUUACACCCAAAUACUGAAGAACAUGCUUCAGACUCUUCAGACACUGAAUUCAGUUAUGAUGAGUGGCAAAAACCUUUGUCAGAUUCUGAAGCUGAAACUGAGGACAGUGACAAUGGUUGGAAGGAGACCAGGGCACCCGAGUCAGAUGAUAAUGCUCUGAGAUAUAAGCAAGCACCUGUAAGUGAUGUGAGUUGUAGUGCUGGAGAAAUGUCCUUCAGCUGCUUUGAGUGUGGUAAACAUUUUCACUACAAGGGGUCUCUUCAGAGACACAUGAUGUGUCAUUUAGGAAAAAGGUUUAGAGGGAAGCAAAAUGUAGAUUCACACACGAGAGUGCACACAGGAGAGAAACCAUUUGGUUGUGAUGUUUGUGGGAAGAGAUUUACACAACAAGGAUGUUUUAAGAAACACAUGAGAGUGCACACAGGAGAGAAACCAUUCGGUUGUGAUGUUUGUGGCAAGAGAUUUACAGUCCAGGGAAGUAUUAAGAAACACAUGAGAGUGCACACAGGAGAGAAACCAUUUGGUUGUGAUGUUUGUGGGAAGAGAUUUACACAACAAGGAAGUAUUAAGAAGCACACGAGAGUCCACACAGGAGAGAAACCAUUCGGUUGUGAUGUUUGUGGCAAGAGAUUUACACAACAAGGAAGUAUUAAGAAACACAUGAGAGUGCACACAGGAGAGAAACCAUUUGGUUGUGAUGUUUGUGGGAAGAGAUUUACAGUCCAGGGAAGUAUUAAGACACACAUGAGAGUCCACACAGGAGAGAAACCAUUUGGUUGUGAUGUUUGUGGGAAAAGAUUUAACCAGAAGCAACAUCUUAAGACACACAUGAGAGUCCACACAGGAUAAAAAUUGUUUACCAAGCACGUUGGUAAAGACCACAGCAGUUUUCAUUGUGUCUGGUUGUUUUGUUGGAUUUUAUUUUUUACUUACUUACAGCACUGUAUAAUUUCAAAAUAUGUAUAAAAAGUCUUCUGGUUAAACUGUUGCUUACUGCCUACUAAAGUUAUUCAAACAAAGAUUUUCAAACUUUCCCUUUAUCAAUAUUGCUUU